AUGGCUGCUUCGGCCCUCCUGAAGAGCCGUGUCCGACGGCCCUCUUAUCUCAACAAGCUUGCUAAAGCUGAGGAUCUGAUCGAUCUCUUCCCCCAUGGCUCGUAUAUCGGCUGGUCCGGCUUCACCGGUGUGGGAUAUCCCAAGAUGGUCCCGACAGCUCUGGCAGACCACGUUGAAAAGAACAACCUACAAGGCCAACUAAAAUAUAAUCUCUUUGUGGGCGCCUCCUCAGGCGCAGAGACGGAGAACCGCUGGGCUCGCCUCAACAUGAUCGAGCGGCGAAGCCCGCACCAGGUCGGAAAGGAAAUCGCAAAGGGCAUCAACAAUGGCCAGAUUAAAUUCUUCGAUAAGCAUCUGAGCAUGUUUCCCUCGGAUUUGGUCUAUGGCUAUUAUACUCUCGACAAGCCAAAGAAUAAAAUCGACGUGGCCGUCAUUGAGGCCUCCGCCAUCACAGAGAAUGGCGGGAUCAUCCCCGGUGCCUCGGUGGGUGCAUCACCGGAAUUGGUGCAAAUGGCCGACAAGGUGAUUAUCGAGGUGAACACAUCCAGCCCUUCCUUCGAGGGCCUGCACGAUAUUGUCGGCUCGGACCUACCCCCCGGACGCAAGCCGUACCUCAUCAUGGCCCCCGAGGACCGCAUCGGUACCUCCUACAUCCCCGUCGACCCGGAGAAGGUCGUCGCGGUCGUCGAAUCCAACUACCCGGACCAGACACAGCCCAAUGCACCCGAAGACGAAGGCUCGCAAGCCAUCGCAGCCAAUCUGAUCGAAUUCCUCAAACACGAAGUCCACCACGGCCGUCUCCCACCCAACCUCCUCCCCAUCCAAUCCGGCAUCGGAAACAUCGCCAACGCCGUCGUCGGCGGUCUCAGCAAGGGCGGCGCAAACUUCAGCAACCUGAAAGUCUGGACCGAAGUCCUACAAGACUCCUUCCUCGACCUAUUCGACAGCGACGGUUUCAAGCGGUUCUACGAUAACUGGGAAAAGUACGCAGGAAAGCUCCUCCUCCGCUCGCAGCAAGUCUCCAACUCCCCCGAAAUCAUUCGUCGCCUGGGCGUCAUCGGCAUGAACACCCCCGUCGAAGUCGACAUCUACGCCCACGCCAACAGCACCUGCGUAAUGGGAUCGCGCAUGCUAAAUGGUCUCGGUGGUUCGGCCGAUUUCCUGCGCAAUUCGAAGUAUAGUAUUAUGCACACUCCGUCGACCCGGCCUAGCAAGGUUGAUCCUACCGGUGUGAGCUGUAUUGUGCCGUUCGCUACGCACAUUGAUCAGACCGAGCAUGAUCUUGAUGUUAUUGUUACGGAGCAGGGUCUUGCGGAUGUUCGGGGUUUGUCGCCUCGGGAGCGUGCGAGGGUUAUUAUUAAGAAAUGCUCGCAUCCGGAUUAUUAUCCUAUUUUGACGGAUUAUCUUGACCGUGCUGAGUUUGAGUGUCUCCGGAAGGGAAUGGGUCAUGAGCCGCAUCUGCUUUUUGAGGCAUUUAAGAUGCAUAAGAAUUUGCAGGAGAAGGGUACUAUGAAGAUUGAUUCUUGGGAGUAA
This is a messenger RNA of Penicillium cosmopolitanum, 1533 nucleotides long. It is a transcript of the gene coaT, whose product is annotated as acetyl-CoA hydrolase ACH1. Gene Ontology annotation, molecular function: acetate CoA-transferase activity; acetyl-CoA hydrolase activity. Lineage: Eukaryota; Fungi; Ascomycota; Eurotiomycetes; Eurotiales; Aspergillaceae. Gene Ontology annotation, biological process: acetate metabolic process. The record is from RefSeq and is a predicted model, not a curated record. The coding region runs from base 1 to 1533 and encodes 510 amino acids. The transcript has 4 exons. Gene Ontology annotation, cellular component: mitochondrion.